Molecule: messenger RNA, 968 nt
Organism: Emiliania huxleyi CCMP1516
Lineage: Eukaryota; Haptophyta; Isochrysidales; Noelaerhabdaceae
Product: DNL zinc finger protein
Exons: 1
Coding region: 12-833 (273 amino acids)
Biological process (GO): protein folding; protein import into mitochondrial matrix; protein stabilization
Cellular component (GO): mitochondrion
Molecular function (GO): zinc ion binding; protein-folding chaperone binding
Source: RefSeq, a predicted model, not a curated record
CUGUGCAGUCCAUGGCUUGGCUGAUCGUGGCGAUCGUCAAUCUGAGCGGCUUUAGCGCCUGUCCCUCAUCGCAGGCAGCGAGCCUGGCGUAUCGCGGACCUGGCAAGACCGCCCGGGCCACGCAGCCUCUGGCGCAGCUGGUUCACACUCCUGGGCCGGUGGACGACGAUGAGGCGCCCGAUGGCCGGAUCUUGCGGGUUUCGCGCGUCGCUGACGGGUCUGGUCGAGCCAUCGAGGACACGGGGCGCUCGGUGGCGUCGGUGCAGUUCAUGAUUACGCGCGCUAUGCGCGAGGAGCUGGUUGCGCUGGGCUUCAGCUCCGCUCAGGUGGACGCCAUGGAGCCGUCUCGCGCUGGAGCCAUCCUCGCAAAGCGCACACCGUCAAAGCAGGCGCAGCGCAAGCCAAAGCGGAAGCAGUCGCGGUUUGAGCUGCAGUUCACUUGCAACCAGUGCGGCUGCCGGAACUCGCACUCUAUCUCGCACCACGCGUACACCCGCGGGACCGUGAUCGUGACGUGCCCUGGCUGCCAGUCCUCGCACCUGAUUGCGGACCACCUCAACUACAUCGAGAACGACUUCCAAACCCUGGAGACCUACAUGCAGCAGCGCGGGUCGCCAGUCACCCGCCUCGUCACCGACGGCAGGGCCGCCGCCGCCGUCACGGAGGACGCCGCCGCUGAGGUGGGCGCGAGGGAUGGGGAUGGGAAGGAGCAGGUGGUCGCGCCGCUUGACGGGAUCUCCCCCGAGCAAGCGAGGCGCAUUCGCGAGGCAGUGCGCGGCCGCAAGCGCCGGAGGCAGUGCGAGGACGGCGCGGGCGACGCAGGCGGCCGCUAGUAGCUGCGGUCGACUGCACGGAGCUCUGGUGCCUGCCUCACGUGUCUUUGGUUUGUAGGGGCGAGGGGAGAGGCUUCCGGACUCUCUUUCUGCCCCUGCCGCGAGUGUUAAUUAUUCAAAUAAAAGUUAAAACGG